Messenger RNA from Haliotis rufescens (red abalone), 2956 nucleotides. RefSeq lists its product as uncharacterized. Bases 106 to 2475 code for a protein of 789 amino acids. Gene Ontology annotation, biological process: positive regulation of DNA-templated transcription. NCBI's taxonomy places the organism in Eukaryota, Metazoa, Mollusca, Gastropoda, Lepetellida, Haliotidae. The transcript has 3 exons. Gene Ontology annotation, cellular component: nucleoplasm; chromatin. Gene Ontology annotation, molecular function: ubiquitin-protein transferase activity; zinc ion binding. The record is from RefSeq and is a predicted model, not a curated record.
UUGUCACGUGACAAAGCACAACCACAAGUGCCUCUCUGUGCGUUUAUAAGAUAUGUGCCCUCCAUCCGAAACUAUGAAGAUAACGUAGCAACCAGUACACAAAAUAUGGCAUGUGUCUCAGUUUCACAAAGUCUGCGAGAAGAUUUCUUAACCUGCAAGAUAUGUUUGAAUAUCUUUGACUCGCCAAAGAUCUUAAGUCCGUGUCUCCAUACCUACUGCAAGGGGUGCAUUGCAAAGCUCAUAGAGCGAUCUCAAUCUGAUUCCAUCCUCUGUCCAGAAUGUCAAAGACCGGUCAGAAUCGCAGACAAAAACCCAGAGUCCCUCCAAGACAAUUUCUUUGUGAAUGGCCUGGUUGACGCUUUUUCAAUCGACAACUGCUCUGUGUGUAAAUUACGAGGAUUCAGCAACUCGGCAAGUCAUCAGUGCCUUGACUGUGGUGACAGUCUCUGCAGCAACUGCUCUGCCGGCCAUCUUGCCUCCAGGACAACAGUGAACCACAGAGUUGUGCCCCUUGAGGAUGUAGCUUGUGGGAAGUAUGAUGAUGAGAUCAUCAAGAGGAAGCACCUGUACUGUGUUGAACACAGGGACAAGGAGUGUUCCAUCUAUUGCAAGUCCUGCAGCAAACCUAUCUGUGUCCAGUGUGCUCUGAUUGUCCACAGGGACCAUGACCUGUCCAGCCUGGAAGACGGCUCAGCUGAUGCGGAGGAGGUUGUCCAUUACAUAGUCCAAGAGAGUCAGGAGCUUCUGGAAAACCUUGGUGUCCUUUGGAAGAAGGUGCUGACUGAUCAAGGGAAGAUUCAAGAGGAACAACAGAAUGCAGUCAAUGAGAUUGAAAUCAAAGCUGAGGAAAUCAUACAAAACGUGAUUGCGCAGAAAGACUUGGUGGUUGCCCAGAUACACAAGGCUUAUACGGACAUGUUGAAUGAGGUUGCUACUCUGAAAGUGGAGGUGGACAAUGCAGGCAGAUCGGCCAGGAAGAUGGUUGACACCACCAAUGUUAUUGUGCAAGAGAGAAGUGGAGCUGAACUCCUGCUCCUCACAGAGACCCUGAAGCAGGGAAUGUUGCAGGUCCAGGAUGUCUACAAGAGACUUCAGCACAAAACCAUCCCUCUUGAUGUGCAGAUUUCCUGGAAUGUGGAUCCAAGGGCGCAUGAUGUUCUGAGUAGGUCAGUCUUUGUCGUGAAGGACCGAUUUAAUGAACACAGACCUCCACCUGGCAUGAGUAAUUGUGUACAAGAUGUUUCCUUCUCAAAUACAGUAUCAGCAGCAGCAUCAUAUGCAAGUCUUCCAACAGAUAUUCCCAGGAAUUCUCCUGAAUUAGUGAUGAACGGAUCAAUGACCCCAGCGAAGAAAUACCUAUCAGUCAGUUCGUCGUUCUUGUUUCAACCUUUGCAGUCACACACAGUUACAGCAAGUCCUGAGGACCAAACUGCAAGGCUUAAGAAGACUUUACAGCAGUACAAAAUUCUGGAUCCUCCAACUGUGAAACCAUCUGAAGGUGCUGCUGCUGCUGCUGCUGCUGCUGCUGCUGUUUCUCCAUCUACUGCCUUACAGUUGUCUCCUCCACAGCCAAGGGUACGAACCUACAGUGACGUGCUGAAGCAUGCGUCGGUUGCUGUUGUUCCAUUCAAACAGAACAGCCAUUCAUCAAGCAUUAGUCUUCAAUGGAUUUCGGACUUGAAGGUGUCGGUGAAGAAAGAUUCUUCAGAAACGGAAAUCUUAGGUUUAGCUUUCUUUGGUUACGACAGGAUUAUUCUGACUGAUCAAGGGAAUAGUAAAGUCAAAUCCUUGGUCAAAGAUGGCACUACUCUGUUUGUGAAGGAGUUUUCUGAGAAUGGUAAAUCGCCAUCUUCAAUCGCUUCUAUCAAGGAUGUCAUAGCAUUUGUAAUCCAGAAUGUGCUAUAUGUUGUGACAAAGCAGUAUGUCACAAUAGCAAGGGUUGUGUUGCCCUCGACAGCCCAAGAGGAGGAGAAUGCAUCAUACCCUUUGUGUUGGUAUGAUGAAGAAUCUUUCCUUGUCAGCAAUCUCUCUGGCAACAAGCAGUGGGUCAUUAGAGUGAGCGGGGAGCACGUCUAUGAAUUCCAGUGUCCUGCAAGGUCCCCAGUCUUUGCUGUUGCCCGGGAUUUCGGCAUGAGGUACCUCUACAGCUCAUGGGGUCAACCAGGUUCGGUCGUGGUCGUCGACUCCAACUUCAAACGUCUCCUGGUACUCCGCCCCAACAGUAGAGAGACAGAUGAGUGGUACCCUGGCUAUGCUGCUUGUGAUAACGCUGGGAAGUUCUAUGUCUGUGACACGAACCAGGCCCAGAUCCUGGUGUUCAACAGGUCUGGCAACCAGGUGAUGAGCUAUUCCACUGAGGCUGAUCACCUCUUGAUGCCAUUGUGUCUCCUCAUUGACAAGAAGGACACCAUGUUUGUAUCGGGGAAGAACAAGGUGUGUCAGUACAAGAUCAGACGGACGAAGUCUUUAAAGUGACAGGGAUGGAACAGCCUCCCAUCAUCAACUGGAUUAACGAUAAGUCUUGGAAGCAUGAUUUGGGACCGUCCAUUUGAUAUUCUCAGGGGAGGGCUUGUUUUUUUUGUCUUGUUUUUUUCAAAAUAAUAUGAUCCAUUGUUCGUUGAAAAAAGGUGUCUUGAAAAAUACAUGAUCGAGCUCCUUUCACAGAAAAACUAUUUCUAGACGCAAAUAAUAUCCCCUUAGAACAAAACUCCCAGGUCUCAUUACCCCACCCAUCGAUUAAAUGGCUGGUCGCUAGAUUAAAUUGAUUACAAUAGAUGGAUUAUGAUCUUGAAUGAACAAUAUCCCAGUUAUGAAUUGAUGAACCCACCAGAAAGUAUGAACAUACUUUAAGGGCAGCUGUUAAUUAGUUGAAUCUAGUCUUUGUUGAAUGAAAAUAUUAGCCCCAGAGUUGCUGGCGUCAGUGAAAUAUUUUGAAAUAAACAACACAAUACCAUCA